CUUGUGAUUUUUUACAUCAAAAUUAUUUAAAAACACAUCGAGAUGGCUGAAAAACUAGAAGACUUAAAUUUGCCAAAUGCUGUUGUUACAAGGAUAGUAAAAGAAGCUUUGCCCGAUGGUGUCACAGUGGCCAAAGAAGCUAGAGCUGCUGUUGCUAAGGCAGCUUCUAUCUUCAUACUGUAUCUUACAUCUUCAGCAAAUGUUAUUGCAAAGAAAAGCAAUAGGAAGACAGUUAGUGGAACAGAUGUCAUUCAAGCAAUGGAAGACAUUGAAUUUGAACAAUUUGUGGAGCCACUCAAUGAAGCUCUUGAAAACUUUAAGAAAAAUCAAAAAACUAAGAAAGAUGCAGCUGCAAAGAAAAAAGAACAAACUAAAGAGGGUGAGGACUCUGGAGAAAUGAUUGAAGAUGAAUAGUUCUAAUUUAAUAAUUAAAUCUACACUUAAGUAUUAUAAUACUAAAUGAAUUUAUGUAUUUUUUAUACUGUUUCAAUAAAUUUUAGUCUUAUUUUUUAAGGGAACAAUCAUAAUUUAUUUUGAGCAAAAUACCUAUUAUGAUGGUAUUUUAUUUCACAGCAAAAAUAUUGCAGAUAAUAUAAAAAAUUAUUAAAAACACUCAUGCGCUAAGAAUAACUAUGAUAAAAUUUCUCAAAUUUGUCACAUG
This is a messenger RNA of Trichogramma pretiosum, 661 nucleotides long. It is a transcript of the gene Chrac-14, whose product is annotated as DNA polymerase epsilon subunit 3. Gene Ontology annotation, biological process: leading strand elongation; DNA damage response; heterochromatin formation. Gene Ontology annotation, cellular component: epsilon DNA polymerase complex; CHRAC. Gene Ontology annotation, molecular function: protein heterodimerization activity; chromatin DNA binding. The record is from RefSeq and is a predicted model, not a curated record. Bases 43 to 414 code for a protein of 123 amino acids. The transcript is spliced from 2 exons. NCBI's taxonomy places the organism in Eukaryota, Metazoa, Arthropoda, Insecta, Hymenoptera, Trichogrammatidae.